AUUACUAUCUGUUUUAAUGAAAAUCUCUAUAAAGAAGUGGUGACAUAAUUUGUUCAGAAAAAAAUCCUCUGGUACAGAAAAACAUCAAGAUGAGGGAGAGGAAGGUAGUGGUGCAGGUCAUGGCAAUAUAGACCCCGAAAGAUGCGACUUAGAAAAUGGACUCAAGAACGGAUCAGCACCUGAGAAGAAGCAAGAGAUAGUAAAUAAGAAGGAUCAAAGUAGUGAAAAAGAGAGUGAAGGUAUAAGAAAAUUAAACAAAAUCUUAGUUUACUCCGAGAACGAGGAAGAUAAGAGAAGUAAGGAUAAUAAGUCGACUCUUUCUCUCAAUGAUGUUGCUGGCAAAUUAAAUCAACAAAAUGAGCAAUAUAUGAAUUCUGACAAGAAUAGCCCACAACAAGAGAAAAUACCUAUAUAGUUGAGAAAGAAUCUGAUAAGAAAAGUCAAGACAACCUGGAGAGUAUUCUAAACGAAAGUGAAACUUCUGGAGUAUAUCAAACUCCAGGAGGCCCAUGAGUAAACUCCGAAAUCCAUGAGAGCUCAGAAGCUAAACUCUCUAUCCAAAGAGACUGACCUGAAAAUGAUAAAAAACCAAAAGGGAUGAUUAAUUCAGGAAAUGAUUGCUUUUUCAUAUCCUCUCUUCAAUCACUACUAUGCAUUCCUAAGUUUUUAGAGUCCUUUACAAACGAUGAUUCUUCCAAUGAAAGCAUAAAUAAAAAUUCAAUAAUACAGUCAUUAAAUAACAUUGUUAAUGAUUUUCAGGAAGAAAAUAGUAGCCAGCCUAUUGAUAUCUCUUGCUGAAGGAGACUGUUUGAUGAUGAAUUCGAGCAAGGCAAGCAACACUGAGCUAAUCAAUUAAUAAUGGCUCUGUUCUCGAUGAUCCAAUCCUCUUCUACCCCUCACAAAGUCUUCAAAUCCGACUCUUCCAAAUCCCCUUCUGAAGCUUGGGCCAGCUACAUCAAAGGCCGAGACUCAAUAAUCGACUCUCUCUUCGUGGGCAUGUACAAAAAGUCCUUCCAGUGCGAAACCUGAGGUGGCCAGACUGUGUGCUAUGAAGAAUUUAAGAACGUGCCUCUUCCUUGUGUAGAGGGCCAGGAAGAGCAGAUGAUGGAAGUUAUUAGAGGGGUUGGAAAAGAGGAGGGCUGGAGUGAGUUUAUUUGUAAGAAUUGAGAUAGGACUUUGCAGGGGUGAAUUAUAACAAGCUUAAUGAUCCAUUUCCCUGACUACCUCAUUCUGCCAUUCCAGAGAAUAGACACUUCUGGUGAGAAGAAAAUGACAAAGCCGAUACCUUUCGAAGACGAGUUUACAACAGAUGAACAGGAAUUGACUUACACUUUAAAGAGCUUCAUCUCCCACAUUGGGAGUCUUAACUCCGGCCAUUAUUAUACGUGUUGAAAAGUUGAAGAGGAUUGGUACUGUUGUAAUGAUAGGGCUGUUUACUAUGUUGAGGUCGAAGAGGUACAAAAGUAUAAGGAAAAUGCAUAUAUUUUGAUAUACGAGAAAGAGCAGGAGAAGUAG
Moneuplotes crassus is the source of this 1515-nucleotide messenger RNA. NCBI's taxonomy places the organism in Eukaryota, Ciliophora, Spirotrichea, Euplotida, Euplotidae. The record is from the annotation of a GenBank genome assembly.